This is a messenger RNA of Protopolystoma xenopodis, 210 nucleotides long. NCBI's taxonomy places the organism in Eukaryota, Metazoa, Platyhelminthes, Monogenea, Polystomatidea, Polystomatidae. The record is from the annotation of a GenBank genome assembly.
CUGGCUGCCUGUCUCUUGUGGAUCCGACCGGCAUGUUGUCGUGGCAUCUUCAAUCGGCUUCUUUCGUCUCAGCCACAGCGUCGAAUCCGCAGGUUGCAUGAGCUUCAAGUGCUCCAAUCGUCGACAUUAUCUUUCCGAGGUCGUCCUACCCAAAGUCUUUCGGAUGUUCAGCUGCCUAGCGAUGAGGAGGACGAAGAAGGUACCAUGUAA